AUGUCACAACAAACAAGUAUUUUAUUAAAUAAUUUAACAGCAAUUUCACCAAUUGAUGGUAGAUAUUGGAAUCAAGUUCAAGUAUUAAGCAAUUAUUUUUCAGAGUAUGCAUUGAUCAAAUAUCGUGUUCAAGUUGAAGUUGAGUAUUUCAUUCAAUUAACAAAGAUCCCAGAUGUCAAACCAUUAAAUCAUUUAAACAAAGAAGAUGAACACAGCAAAUUAAGAGAAAUUUAUACCAAAUUUGAUGAAAGUGAUGCAUUAAAAAUUAAACAAACUGAAAAGACCACCAAUCACGAUAUUAAAGCAGUAGAAUAUUUUAUUAAAGAAAAAAUGCAAAAAGAUUUCCAAUACAGCGAAGUUAUUACAGAGUUUAUUCACUUUGGUCUCACAUCACAAGAUAUUAACAAUACUGCUAUUCCAUUAUCAAUUAUCGAAGCAGUCGAACAACAAAUGGUACCACAAUUAAAAUCAUCUAUUUUAGAGCCAUUAAAAUCAUUUGCUCAACAAUGGAGAGAUGUAUCAAUGUUAGCCCGUACCCAUGGCCAACCAGCUACACCAACCACCGUCGGUAAAGAAUUUAUGGUCUUUAUUGAACGUUUAGAGAAUCAAAUCAUUCAAUUAAACUCUUUACCACAUACAUGCAAAUUUGGUGGUGCUACUGGUAACUUAAACGCUCAUCAUGUUUCAUAUCCACAAGUUAAAUGGGUAGAAUUCUCAGAAUCAUUCGUUAAAACUUUACAUCCAAACCUCAAGAGAAUGCGUUUCACCACUCAAAUCGAACAUUAUGACAACGUUGCCGCUUUAUUAGAUUGCUUCAAACGUAUCAACACCAUUUUAAUCGAUUUAUGCCGUGAUAUUUGGACCUACAUUUCUAUGGAAUACUUUAAUCAAAAAUUAAUUAAAGGUGAAGUUGGUAGCUCAACAAUGCCACACAAAGUAAACCCAAUCGAUUUCGAAAACGCUGAAGGUAACAUGGGUGUUGCUAAUGCUCUUUACGAACAUUUAUCUGCUAAACUUCCAAUUUCUCGUCUUCAAAGAGAUUUAACCGAUUCAACUGUACUUCGUUCCAUUGGUGUCCCAUUUGGUCACACCUUACUCUCAUUAAAAUCAAUCCAACGUGGUCUCUCUAAAUUAGUUUUAAAUGAAGCAAACAUCUCUAAAGAUCUUGAUUCUAACUGGGCCGUCGUUUCAGAAGCUAUUCAAACUAUCCUUCGUCGUGAAGGUUUCCCAAAACCAUACGAAGCUCUCAAAGAAUUAACUCGUGUUAGUGGAUCUAAAAAAAUUUCUCAAGAUGAUAUUCACAACUUUGUCGAUUCACUUUCAAUUCCAGACGAUAUUAAAUCUGAAUUAAAGAAAAUUACUCCAUUUAAUUAUAUUGGUAUUAUUUCUGCUUUUAAUUAA
This is a messenger RNA of Dictyostelium purpureum, 1401 nucleotides long. Its product is annotated as adenylosuccinate lyase. NCBI's taxonomy places the organism in Eukaryota, Evosea, Eumycetozoa, Dictyosteliales, Dictyosteliaceae. The record is from RefSeq and is a predicted model, not a curated record. Gene Ontology annotation, biological process: IMP biosynthetic process. The coding region runs from base 1 to 1401 and encodes 466 amino acids. The transcript has a single exon. Gene Ontology annotation, molecular function: N6-(1,2-dicarboxyethyl)AMP AMP-lyase (fumarate-forming) activity.